Messenger RNA from Monomorium pharaonis (pharaoh ant), 4911 nucleotides. Its product is annotated as neprilysin-1. Gene Ontology annotation, cellular component: plasma membrane. The transcript has 15 exons. The record is from RefSeq and is a predicted model, not a curated record. Gene Ontology annotation, molecular function: metalloendopeptidase activity. Bases 1297 to 3327 code for a protein of 676 amino acids. NCBI's taxonomy places the organism in Eukaryota, Metazoa, Arthropoda, Insecta, Hymenoptera, Formicidae. Gene Ontology annotation, biological process: protein processing.
CGACUUUAACGAUCGCCGGUUUCCGUUUUCCUUUAUCGUAUUCGUAUUACGCGCGAAACGGGGCGGAAUAAGUUGGUUUUCGGGGAUCCGAGGACCAGGAUUAUAUUUACAUCAGCGAGAGAUCAGCUUCCGAUGUUGGACGCGCUAAAUAAAGGAUUUCCAUGAGUCGUCGCGUUUCACUUACGCAUGAAUAAGUACAGCGUCAUUGUCGAGCUUCUAUUUCAUUUUUCAAGACAAAUAUUUGCCAUUCCAUUAAAGUUACUUUAAGAAAAAGAAAUGACACUAGUAACUAAUGAUAAUGAUGAAGCAGUUUGCAUCGGUAAUGUUUUAUCAAUAACUGAAUACGAGAAUUAAUAACUGGUAAUACUCUUCAGUUUUUUUUUCUAACCAGUUUUUUUAUUAGUAACUAAUAAAACUGAAAUACCGAUUGUUUUAUCAAAUCAUUUAUUUAUUAAAUUAUCUAUUUAUGUUCAGUUUUUUUUUUAAUUUUUCUUAAGAGUUGUUCCGUUCGUGGUACCUUCUUAUUCUUUAUCCAAUGCUUCUCGAGAGAGAAACAUUUAUUCACGCGAAAUUUACGUGAGACAGUACUUUGUGCUCGAAAGCUAUCCAUCUUCCGUACUUAUUUGCGUACGUGACAUCGUCACGCGUGAAAGUAGAAAGCGAAGACGUAUCGUACUGGAUCCUUGAGAAAUUAGUAGGCAUAAAUCGCCAGCGAGAUUUACAAUAGGACGUGUUUCGCGAAAACGUAACGCACGAGAGGUACGCGAAAAAACGCACGAAGCGUGUGACGUGACGUGAAUAAGUAAUCGUCUACUUAUGCAGCACAUGGAAAAUUAGCGGUUGCCCGAAGUAAUUUACAUCGAUCGUGAACGUUAACUUCUCGAAGUGAGAAAGGUGAGGAAGGUCGGCGUUUAUAGCAAUGAGCGGGCGGGAUUCCCGAUAAUCAGCAACGUGCCCUUGCGCCGCAAUUUCAUCCCGUCGAUCUUCUCUGUGACUGAAUCUCGAAUUAAAAAGGGCGGGCGGUCUGUCUCUCUCUCUCUCUCUUUUUCUCUCUGUCUUUCUCAUUCUCUCAUGUGCAUGAAAUCGCAAGAUCGCAAGACGAAGACGGAGAGCCACGCUUAUAUGUACGAUAACUCGACGAUCACUCGAAGUGAUACGUGUACGCCAAUAUGUAUACACUAACGUAAAGCGAAGCCGUAUUGACAGGAUGAAGCCUGCGUCAGGGAGCGGGAUGGGCCCGAGGGUGUUUGCGACACGGACGUUUGCGUGGAGGCCUCGAGGAGGAUCCUGACGUCCAUGAAACGAGGCGUCGAUCCUUGCAAAGAUUUCUACAAAUUCGCCUGCGGCGGUUUCCGCGAUCAGCAGCCCUAUCAGCCGAGCGCGAGCUUCAAUAUGCUCCAGGCGCAAAUCGACGAACAUGUACACAAAACGCUAACGAACGAGACAGGGCAGAUGGUCGCUGCCUUCGAGAAGCUCGGGCAGUUUUACGAUACUUGUCGAGGGUUUAAGGAAAAGCCCGUAAAUUUUACACCCGUUUACAAACUGUUGGAUGAACUCGGUGGCUAUCUGUCGCCGAAAAACGUGGUACCGUCCGACAUCACCCCUCUGAUUUCUGCAUUGUUAAAAGUAAACGGCGCGCCGCUCUUCGACUUAUACGUCGACGUAGAUCUUUACGAUCGCACAAAGUCAUCCGUAUAUCUUGAUUUUCCUGCCAAGCACGAGAAUUAUGAGUUUCUCGCAGAGGACCAGAAUAAUAGAGACGUACAAAGUAGAAUUCGAGAGAUUGUCCGAGGAUUCUUGCCAAAAAAUAUGGAUCCUGAGGAACAAUCGUCGGAGACGGAUCUGCUUUUGCAAUUUUGCUUAUCGCUCGAGAAGAUUUAUCCGAAGCACAAAGACUUGUACAAUUGGGUGGACAUCGAGCAGAGGGUAUACGUCGCUUACAACCUCACUUAUCUCCAAGAAAGCUUUGGUUACAUAAAUUGGAGAUCGCUGCUGAAUGCUACAUUAGGCUACCGUGCAAACGGCGUCGAUCUGCACGGCGAUAAUAACGACACGAAUCGCGUACACCGGCCGCCAACAUAUGUCGCAUCCGAGGACCAGCAGAUUUACGUCUACAUUACGGCACCACGUUACUUUCGCAGCCUUGGCAAGCUGUUGAGCCGCUCCUCCAGACGGAUUAUUCAUAACGGAUUACUAUUGCUCUACGCGACGGACACGUUGCACGAUAUUGCGAACGUCACCGCCGUCAAGGACUGGGAGGCCUCCUGCUACAGACUGACCAAAAGCGUCUUCGCCGAGGCAGUCAGUGCGCUCUACGUGCGGCAGUACACCCCAAAGUACUUAGAAACUCUGGUCAACAGGAUGACUGCGUUAUUCGAACGCGUGAAGGAAACAAUAGCCGAACGUGUAUUGGUGAAGUCGUGGCUGGACGACGAUACCAGGACGCAAGCGUUGCAGAAACUGAAUUCUUUACGGGGUCAAUUCCACGUGUCGCCUGAUUUUUACAAUGACACCUUGCUGGCACGCGAGAUGGCCGAGGUCGUAAUUGACUCGGAAGACUUUAUUGCCACCGUCCUGAAGAGAUUCCGUCAGAUCCGAGGAUCAGAAAAUCAAAGUCCGCUACGAAGAAACGCAAUAAUUAGACGUAACUACCCUUACUCCGUGCACGCCUAUUACGAAUCCUCCGCAAAUACUAUCGGAAUUCCACUGGCAAUGAUGACAUCCUGGGCGUGGUCGUGGGACGGCGGUCCGGCUUUUGCGGUACACUCCACUCUAGGAUCGGUCAUCGCGCACGAGAUCCUCCACGCCUUUGAUUUUCAUCAGCGUAGGUUGCCGUUCAUGGAGUCGUCGGACCGAAACAUCGACGAGUGGCUUCGCUUUACGCCGGACUCCUGGAAGCGAUUGGAGACCAAGAUAGAGUGCGUCGCGCGACUUUACGCCCGGAGUUUCUGGCGAAGGGUCCAAUCUUACGGAAACGACGUUGCCGUGCAGUUCGAUUGGAACAUGACGAAGAACGAGAACGUCGCGGAUAUCGGUGCUUUGCAAAUUGCUCACAAGACGUGGCACACCUUGACGAACGGGAAGGAUCGAAGCCUCCCCGGGCUGGAAGGACUCCGUCCGAGUCAACUCUUCUUCAUAAGUGCCGCACAGGUACACUGUGUCAACACGACUCUCGAAGCUUAUGUCUUCUCCGUCGAGUUGAACUACCGUGCCCCUCAACCCGAAAGAGUCAACAGUGUAAUGAUGAAUUCUCAGGCGUUCGUAGAGGCAUUUCGCUGUCCGCUCGGAACAAAAAUGAAUCCUCCAAAUAAAUGCACUGUUUGGUGAUCGCCGAUAUACGAAAUAUAAGUAUUACGAUUGUCUAGCAGGCUGCCCAUAUUUCGCUUUAUUUUAUUUCGCAAUUACAAUACAAUCGUUUUAGGAUUUCAUAAUUUUCAACGAGAAUUAAUGCUACAGAAAUUUGCCCCUUUACGCGAAAACUAAUAAGACUUAACCCAUUAAAGGUCAUAAUUGCAGUAUAAUAAAUUUAAUCAAUUUUAUUUUUUUGUUUAAAAUGAGAAAUUUAGUUUAAUAUUAUAAUUAUUAAAUAAUUCUUGUUAUAUAAUCUUAUGAUUUAUAUAAUCUUAAAAAUAGAAUUUCUUCUUGAAAAAGCCUGGCCUUAUAAAUUAGAUUUAAGAUAAAAAUAAGCAAAGUGUUCUAGUAUUUAUUUUUCAAACCUUUAACAAACUUUAAAAAACUUAUAAAAAUAUAAGUUAAUGCCAAAUAAACUUUAAAGUAUUGUUAAUUAAUUUAAUUCACAUAAUAUAAAUAAACAUUAUUUUCUGAAAAAAAAUUAAUGCAAUAAAAGUUAUAUUUAUAUUAUUAAAUAAAAAUUAAAUUUUGCCUCGAAGGUAAAAUGUUAACCAUUAAUGGGUUAGCUUGUAAUUGCUUUGAAUUGCUAAAGAGUUUCAUAGAAUAAAUUUGUUCGAAAAUAAUCAUCGCUUUUUUAACGUUGUUAUGUAGGAUAAGAACAAACACGUGAUUUAUUUUCUUAUAGUUCCUCUAGAACUCACAAAACUCUUAUUAGAUUUUAGAAUUUCAAAAAAUUAUCCGCCCGUGACGCUGUGAAAAAACUUGUUGACGAAAACAAAAUAGCCAAUUGUGUCGAUUUAAAACAAUAAGCUUGCAAUGCAUUGCAAUCAAUUACAACGAAUAUUGUAAAGAUCUACACUAAUUUAUAUUUGUAAUAAAUUGUAACAAAUUGUAAUAAUAAGUAAAAUAAGGAGCAUAAAGAGAACGGUGGUCUCCGACAAAGACGUUAGCAACAAAAAUUGGGUUUACGAUGUUUACAUAAUGAUGAGAACAAUUACAUAACGCAAUUAUUAACAUUUAUGCGUAUUUGAUGCUAUUAAUGAUAAACUAUAUUAACGAAAUGUUAUACAUUGUUGUUAUGGUGCUGAAAAAUAUAAUAUAUAAGUAAGUAAUACAUGUAUAAUAGGAAUAAAAUCUGUGAUAUGUAAUAUAUCAAAUAUUUUCUUGAAUUCCUGAUUCUCGAAUCCAUUUUUUGUUGGUAAUGCCGCACGCCACCGAUAUAACAAAAAUAAGUUUGUAUACUAAAACUAUAUCUUUAAACACUUUGCUUUAUUUAAACAAAAAUGCAGAGACAAUAUUAUAAGUUUACGCCGAUUGCUCGCUCCUAAAUUCUUCGUAAAUUUGUCAUAAGCAGUAAAACAAUGUAAAAACAAAGCAUUUCAACUGCAAAAAUUUAGCGAAAUGCUAAUCCUUUCAAUCUUUUGAUUUUUAUAUUAAAUAAGAACUUUAGAAAGUAAGUGCAAAAGGGGCAAGUAAAAUAAACGGAUCUAUUAUUUAAUCUAAAAAUAAAAUUUACUUAUUAUCAGUAAUUAAUAAAUAAAAUUAAUCAUUAUAAAAAAA